AUGCCUCUACCCACCUACUUCCCACAUAUCGUAUACACAACUGCACUCACCUCACUCGCGCUUCAUCUCCUUUCUACGCGUAAGGAAGGUGAGGCUUCCAGACAGCAUACCGAGGCGAGAAUUGGUUUGUUGGAGGGACUGGCAAGUAGGCUGCAUGCUGGGGAGCGAGUGAGUGAAGAGGAGAUUGGGAAGGUUAGGAGGUUGAUGCGGGAAGGUGGAGUGGUUGAAGAUGCGACAGCGGGACAUGGUGAUAGAAAGCUGUGUGUUGAGUUACUUGCCGUCUAG
Molecule: messenger RNA, 285 nt
Organism: Fomitiporia mediterranea MF3/22
Lineage: Eukaryota; Fungi; Basidiomycota; Agaricomycetes; Hymenochaetales; Hymenochaetaceae
Exons: 2
Coding region: 1-285 (94 amino acids)
Source: RefSeq, a predicted model, not a curated record